ACUCUCACUCACACCAUUGAUGGCCACAGUUUUUCUAGAAUGGAAGUAAUCGAGUAAGAGAGGUAGGUCCAGCUCAGGUUUCCUUUUGGUCGCGGCAGUGGAAACAGCAAGGGUUUAAGCUUUCCCUCGAGCCACCUUAGCUCUCCGUUAUAAUCUCGCGCCCCCGCCCACAGUCAAUGGAAGGUCAGGUCCCGAAGAAGCGAGGCCGGAAGCCGAAGCCCAAGGAGGAUAAAGACCAACAGCAGCCACCGCAAGGCAAGAUGAAGGAAGCGAAGCGCGGUCAGCACGCUGCUUCUGUUGACGAGAAGUACACUCAGUGGAAGUCUCUGGUCCCCGUGCUCUACGACUGGCUCGCCAACCACAAUCUCGUCUGGCCUUCCCUCUCUUGCCGAUGGGGUCCUCAGCUUGAGCAAGCUACUUACAAGAAUCGUCAGCGCUUGUACCUCUCCGAGCAGGCGAGAUCGAGAUCCUUUACUGAUGGUAGUGUUCCAAACACACUUGUCAUUGCUAAUUGCGAGGUUGUGAAGCCAAGAGUUGCGGCUGCUGAGCACAUAUCUCAGUUUAAUGAAGAAGCACGAUCUCCGUUUGUCAAGAAAUACAAGACCAUUAUACACCCUGGGGAGGUGAACAGAAUCAGGGAACUUCCGCAGAAUAGCAGGAUAGUGGCUACUCAUACUGAUGGCCCUGAUGUUCUAAUAUGGGAUGUAGAAACACAACCAAACCGGCAUGCAGUCCUUGGAGCUUCGAACUCUCGGCCUGAUCUGGUAAGAAAACAUAUUAAGGUGGUGAUGUUUGCUUAUCUGUCUUCUUUAUGGAAUAUUUUAACUGGACACCAAGAUAAUGCAGAAUUUGCUCUGGCAAUGUGUCCAACAGAACCCUUUGUGUUAUCUGGAGGGAAGGAUAAGUCAGUGGUUUUGUGGAGUAUCCAGGACCAUAUCACAUCCUCUGCGUCUGACCCAGCUGGCGGAAAGUCUCCAGGAUCUGGUGGCGGCUCCAUCAUUAAAAGGGAUGCUAAUGACAAAGCUGUUGAUGGCCCAACUGUUGGACCAAGAGGGAUCUAUCAGGGCCACGACGAUACAGUCGAAGAUGUUGCUUUCUCUCCAUCCAGUGCGCAGGAGUUCUGUAGUGUAGGAGAUGAUUCUUGCCUCAUUCUUUGGGAUGCUCGAGUUGGCACUAGCCCCGUUAUCAAGGUUGAAAAGGCUCAGAAUGCUGAUCUGCACUCUGUUGAUUGGAGUCCACAUGACAGCAACUUUAUUCUGACUGGUUCUGCGGACAAUUCUGUUUGCAUGUUCGACCGGCGAAGCCUCACCAGUAACGGAGUUGGCUCACACGUUCAUAAAUUUGAGGGCCAUAAAGCUGCUGUUCUUUGUGUCCAGUGGUGUCCCGACAAGUCAUCUGUCUUUGGAAGUUCUGCUGAGGAUGGGAUCCUAAAUAUCUGGGAUUAUGAGCAGAUUGGUAAAGAAACAGAUGCAAAGGCCGCAGGAGCUCCUGCAGGAUUGUUUUUCCAGCAUGCUGGGCACAGGGACAAAGUGGUAGACUUCCACUGGAAUACACAUGAUCCUUGGACGAUUGUUAGCGUAUCUGAUGAUUGUGAGACUAGUGGUGGAGGUGGCACCUUACAGAUAUGGAGGAUGAGUGAUUUGCUGUAUAGGCCAGAGGAGGAAUUGUUGGAGGAGCUUCAGAACUUCAAAACCCAUGUGAGUAAAUGCACAGCCAAGAACUGAAAGGGAUAGACCGCGAAUUCGGAAGCAACGAACCACAUGGUCUGUCGGUUCAAGCGAUGUUUGUCAUCAUGAGUUCCCUUUCUGUUUUGGUACAGCUUUUGUGCGACUGUAGGAGAUUGCAGGAAUUGGUUUAAGAAGGUAGUGUAAGAGAGGGAUAUGAUCCUUCUGUUCUGUAGGCUUUUCUUUCUAUUAUGGUUUGUGAAAAAUGGUUAAGUUGGGGAAGGUGUUUAAUAUCAUAGGCUUUGGAGUAGCCCGUAAAUGGCCGCUCAAUGUCUUAAAUGAUGAAGUUUGGCCACCCUACCGUUAUUCUUCGGUGCUAGCUUUGGUCCCUCUUUUUUUUUUUUACAGGUCUCUUGAAGGCUGACGAGAUUUGUUCCCUCCAACAAGUUCUAUUAGUCCUCUCUUAAACUUAACUCAGUAA
This is a messenger RNA of Linum tenue, 2145 nucleotides long. NCBI's taxonomy places the organism in Eukaryota, Viridiplantae, Streptophyta, Magnoliopsida, Malpighiales, Linaceae. The record is from the annotation of a GenBank genome assembly.